This is a messenger RNA of Papilio machaon (common yellow swallowtail), 298 nucleotides long. It is a transcript of the gene RpS29, whose product is annotated as 40S ribosomal protein S29. Gene Ontology annotation, cellular component: cytosolic small ribosomal subunit; ribosome. Gene Ontology annotation, biological process: translation. The record is from RefSeq and is a predicted model, not a curated record. The transcript has 3 exons. Lineage: Eukaryota; Metazoa; Arthropoda; Insecta; Lepidoptera; Papilionidae. The coding region runs from base 81 to 251 and encodes 56 amino acids. Gene Ontology annotation, molecular function: zinc ion binding; structural constituent of ribosome.
GCAUUUUCCUUUUUACUCUGUGAAUCCGCCAUUUUGGACGUGUUUUUCAGCGAUUAAUUUACGAAAAUUUGAUUUUCGUGAUGGGUCACGCAAAUAUCUGGUAUUCUCACCCCCGAAGAUACGGGCAAGGAUCCCGUUCAUGCCGAGCUUGUUCUAACCGACAUGGACUUAUCCGCAAGUAUGGUUUGAACAUUUGCAGACAAUGCUUCAGAGAAUACGCACAUGACAUUGGUUUCAAGAAGCUGGAUUAAUAUGAAGAUAACUUAGGUUAAUAAACUAAAAAAAUAAUAUUUGUGUU